UGGCGGUCGCCUAGCUACGCCUUCAACAACCUGCUGUCGGGGGGAAGCUAACAAGCUAGCUCAGUGAAACAGUUUGGAUUUUGUUCUUCUUUUACAAACUGUCCACAAACACAUGUCGCUGUGAGAACAAUGGACCGAGAACUGAACGACGAGGAGCUGCAGGAUUUCUACGCAUGGAUAGAUAAAAUACCUUUGUCCCGGCCCAAAAGAAACAUCACACGAGACUUCAGCGACGGAGUGAUGGCUGCAGAGGUUGUAAAAUAUUUCUUCCCAAAGCUUGUUGACCUGCACAACUAUAUUCCUGCAAACUCCACACCGCAGAAGCUCAGUAACUGGAACCUUCUCAACAGGAAGGUGUUUUCCAAGCUGAACUUUCAUGUGCCUGAGGAGACAAUGAAGAGGAUUGUACUGAGCACCGCAGGAGCGAUAGAGCCUGUGCUGACUGCCCUCCGGGAGAAGAUAGAUAAGAAAUUGGAGCACACUACAGAGAAUAUACUGGAUUUGGAAUACUACGACACCAGGGACCGAGAGAAACCUCAUACGGAAAUUUGUCAGACCGAAGCGAAACUUCUGGCUCAGCUGGCAGGAGAAGAGAUGAAAAAAGAUGAAAAGAGCAGACUCAAAAACGGUAAACCUCAGCACACAGCACAGUUUUACUCAGACAUGGAUCCUACUUUCCGACUAAUCCUGCAGGAAAAAGAUCAAGCUGUCAUGGCUUUGCAGGAGACUGUGGAGAUCCUGCAGAUGAAAGUGAACAGGUUAGAGCAUCUGGUUCAUCUGAAGGACAUGCGGAUUGAAGAUCUGAUGCGGCAUCUGGAGACGUACAAAGCAAAAGACAGUACACGCUGAUACAUGUACACCAACAAUACAAAAGAGGAUCAGAUCUGAGAUUAUUGCCCUAACAGCUAAAAUGCAUCAAAUGCACCUGCGGGAUUACAGAUGUGUUAUGUUUUAACACUGUCUUGUUUAUUAAGUAAAGUGUGUUUUUUUGCUGAAAGAGAGGUUGUUCAUUUCAUUCCCAUGAACAUCAGCUGUAAUAUCUUCAAUCAAUCUUGUCUAAGGAGAUUCUACUGUAAAUGGUUUAUCAGUUCAAAAACUGUGCCUUUACACAGCCUAUGACUUCUGACUGUCAAGUGCUCAAUAAAUCAACUCACUUUUCA
Micropterus dolomieu (smallmouth bass) is the source of this 1160-nucleotide messenger RNA. RefSeq names its product sperm flagellar 1 (gene spef1). Lineage: Eukaryota; Metazoa; Chordata; Actinopteri; Centrarchiformes; Centrarchidae. The record is from RefSeq and is a predicted model, not a curated record. Gene Ontology annotation, cellular component: axoneme. The coding region runs from base 130 to 849 and encodes 239 amino acids. Gene Ontology annotation, biological process: regulation of cytoskeleton organization. Gene Ontology annotation, molecular function: microtubule binding. The transcript has 7 exons.